This is a messenger RNA of Ectocarpus siliculosus, 3345 nucleotides long. NCBI's taxonomy places the organism in Eukaryota, Phaeophyceae, Ectocarpales, Ectocarpaceae. The record is from the annotation of a GenBank genome assembly.
AUGGGACUCCUAUUGCAUCAGGUGACAGGUUGGACUACCUUCCGGUCGUCAGUGCACGUACGCGCACAGCAAUCCGUAGGAUCGGUUGACAGCACCACCACCACCACCGCCACCACCACCACCACCACCACCACCAGAAUACCCUCGUCUUCACGGGGGUGGACCCCUGCUACGAACAGCGCACUAUUUCCCAACAGACGGAGGAGAGCCGCGGCGACAGCGGUAGUUCUCUCAGCGGCGUCAUCAUCAACCAUAUCCAACGAGGGCUACAAGGUAGAGGAGAGCGGCAGAUGCACCGGCCUUGAGGCGCUCCCGCCCUUGAAGAACAGAUACUACGCCCUGCGACACGGUCAGAGUGUCGCGAACAUGGAGGGCAUAAUCUCAAGCAACCCCAAGGUUGGGUCGGUGAAGCACGGCCUCACUUCGAACGGGCGUUCUCAGGCCAGAGUGGCCGCGACCGCACUCAUAGAAGCGGUCGGACGCGACCGGCUGGACUCGCUGGUGUUCGUCUCGAGCGAGUUCCUCCGCGCACGGCAGACCGCGGAAGAGUGCCGCGCCGCGCUCCAGAACAUCUUAUCCUUCGAGCGCGCAGCCAUGGCCAUGGGCGGCGGCAAGGGGGACGACGCCGCGGCCGACGGCACGGGGGCCGAGGGAGGGGACGGGGAGUUUUCGUUGGACGAGGGGAGCAUGGGCGGUUACGACGUAUCCCCUCCGCUGGUGAUCCGGCAGGAGCUGAGGGAGCGGGCGUUCGGCGAGCUGGACGGCACGAUUCUGGUCAACUACAACAAGGUUUGGCCGGAGGACUUGAAGGAUGGGAUGCAGGAGGGGUACGGGGUCGAGAGCGUGUGCGACGUGGCGUCUAGAGUGGGGCGUCUCGUUCGGGCUCUCGAGCGGGAUUACGAAGACGCAGACAUCGUGCUCUCGUCACACGCGGACACGCUGCAAAUCGCGCAAUGCUACAUUGCCGGCGCGGACGAGCGGCUAUUUUCUCAGUACCGGUUCAAGAACGGCGAGGUGCGCAGGCUUCUUCGGGACCCUGAUUCUCUUCCGCCACCUGCCCCGCUGUCGUUCCAAUAGCGUUUCGACAAGAUAGCUGAUAGCUGCGGCGGUGGGCAUACCGCGCGGGACACUUGUUUUUGUUGUUGUUGUCCCGACGAAACAGGGGUAGCGUUGUUGUAGCAGCAGUCGAUUGGCCCAAUCUUCUGUUCGCGAGAAAAUAGGUAGCAAUCAAUGUGAUGUUUCACGUGUUUGUCCCAACGCUUUUUUGUCAGCAGUACCAGAAGAGUCCGCUCUUUUGUUCGCUUAGUCGAGUUGUUUAUCAGCGGACAGUAUGCGGAGGAAUGGUGGAGUACACUAAUAUUUUAUUCGAACCCCGCCGCCAAGGACACAUCCACUUUGCCAUCGGUUCAGUGUUUUCGUGCGCUUGUUUCCCCCCCCCACUAUUUGUGGUUUGGGGGACUGUGGCACAAAAGGCCCACGUUGUUCUGGGGUGCCACAAUCAACGUGGAACCAAGAUGUGCGAUACCAUCCAUGGCUCUUCAUGUCCGUGCGGCACAGAAGGGAUAGACCUAUGCUAUACGGGGUUACAUGCCCAUGCAGCAGGGACGAAUGCGUCUGGAGAGCAAUUGGUGUUGUUGCGUUCUGCGCUCGCUCCCUCCACACUUCCGUACGAGAGACAUCACCUAUUGCACAUUGUGCCACGCCUGCUUGCAGAAAGCAUGCCAUGCGUGCCAUCGUAGAAGCACCUACCGGUUCGAGUUUUCAUGUUCAAGGGCGCGCACUCAAGUCUUCUCUCGGAAUGGAGACACCUCGUUCGAGUUUCACUGGAAGAGAACUCGUUGGAGACUGAAAACGUUUGGAUGAGUAUUAGCCUGGGUGUGAUUUGCCCGCGGCGCUCAGUUUCUCUCUCUCUCUCUCUCUUCUGCUUGCAAAAUACAAGAAAGUUCUCCCGAGCAAAUUCGAACCCAGCACAGAUGAUGACGAAUCUUCCUUUGAGUUGGUUUAGCUUUGAUUUUCACCGGCGGCGUUGUUGGCACACAUCGUUGCUGUUUGACUCAACGUACCGAUUGAUUUCUCGUCAUGCUCGCCACGCGGGCUGCUUACGCUAUCACCUCUCGGCGUCUCGCUCAUCCAAGUCUCUUGGUCAUUGUAACCAACGUGCAUGUCUCUGACACCACAUGUAGAUUAUCUCUCCGUUCACCUGAAUUCUCUCUCGGGUCUCACAGCGCUGUUGCGUUUAAUUCCAAAUCUCUCUGAGAUCUCUGACGCAGCAGUAUUCGCGAUUCACAACAGCUCGGAGUACUCCCGUCUAUUCCUCUUUUCCCCGUCUUCUCAGUGCGCGUGAUUCUAGCACGCCCGGCGAAGAGCGAAUCAACAGGUCAGCGACGGUAGUACAUGCAGUAAAUCGCUCAAACGAUCCGGCCGGUUUCAGGGGCAUUUCCUUUUUAUCUCACAGGGCCCGCUCGCCAUCUCAUCUCAGGCAGACACCGCUUUAGGGUAUGUAUUUAUUUUAUAGCCACGGCAGACGCUUCUAGUUCACAUUUUCGAAAGGGUGAUAGAGUACAAACACAUGACUAGCGUUCAUCGAGCCUACUGAACAGGAGACAUGUACACAUGCAAAACACACAAACCUGGGAUUUACGAAGGUCGACCCAUUUACGAUAACUAUGGGAUAGCUCAGACAACCCUACUUUCUUGUACACCCCCCUGCUUCUUCGUACACACGGCCCGCCAAAACGCCCCCAGCAUGAAAAUAGCAAGUCAAGACGUUGUCUGAAGGUAUCGAUGCACCCAAAAGAGACGAGAACAUUUCUAAGUAUGUAUGGCAUGCGAUUCAACACCGAUGAAACAACCACCCCUCCCCCAAAUACGAAACAAUGACAGCAACUCUUAAUUUACCAACACUCUCGCUAUACAAAUAGAAGUACCACACCUAUUAUGAUACCUACGCCUUUGACACUAAGCCAUGUGUAAGAUGGUACCACACCAUUCAUACCUAGGACGCAGAAUCGCACAAUGAUUCCCCCAACCAACCCGCCUUAACCAGUCGUCUCUGCAUGUGCCCAUGGCGUGUGCCACACAAGAAAAGCUGGUCUGAAAUAGGCAAAGUAGCCCAUCAUUGGUACAACCAAACUGUGGUGUGACCACAAACACCCGCCCUGUCGAAAUAGCCUCCAGUCCCCCGGCCCUCUCCCACUUCACCCAGGAAUCUGCUCGAAGUCGGACCCGGGACCCAAAAUACUUGCAAAUGAAAGCCUUACAAAAAAUACUACGGCGUAGGUUCUAAUGCUCAGCCGACCCGGGUUUGGCGCGUCUCGAACGCAUCUGCGGGGUUUGCAUUGUGAU